AUGGCAUCAACUCAGCAAUUGCCUGCACCAGCUUCGGAAAAAGGCCAUGAUGCUGACAGCACGCAAAAAGAAGCUCACACGGCCCAGCAACCAGCGAGUACGGAAAGCGACAGCGGAACCGAGUCAGAAGAUGCCACACAAUACGUCCAGGGAUUCCGACUAGUAUGCCUCAUUGUUGGCUUAAUUCUUGCCGUCUUCUGUCUGGGACUCGAUCGGACCAUCCUCGCAACCGCCGUUCCCAAGAUCACGAACGAGUUCAAUUCCCUCGAAGACGUAGCCUGGUACGGCUCGUCAUUCGCCUUGACAACAUGCUGCUUCCAGCUCAUAUUCGGCAAGCUCUUCGCUGAGUUUAAGACUCUCUGGGUGUACCUCGCCGCGCUCGGCAUUUUCGAAGUGGGCUCGAUCGUCUGCGCAGCGGCCCCGAACUCGGUCGCCCUCAUCAUCGGCCGAGCAGUCACAGGCGUCGGCUGUGCAGGCGUCCUCGCCGGCACAUUCAUCAUCAUCGCGCAGAGCUUCCCGCUGCAGAAGCGCCCGGUGUAUACGGGUAUCAUUGGCGGCAUCGCUGGCAUCGCCGAGAUCAUUGCGCCCGCGCUCGGCGGCGCCUUCACAGAUUCUAUCGGAUGGCGGUGGUGCUUCUGGAUCAACCUGCCGCUCGGCGCGGUCACGGCUGUGGUAGUGUUCUUCGUCGUCCAAAGCCCCGAUAAGCCCAAAGCCGCGGAGUCUACCAAGUUGGUCCAGAUACUGGGGAAGAUGGAUCCUUUGGGAACCGCUCUGCUGAUGCCCUACAUGAUCUGUCUGCUACUGGCUUUGCAGUGGGGCGGGACUACGUACGCGUGGAGCAACUGGCGCAUCAUCCUUUGUUUCUGCCUGUUCGCCGUCAUGUUUCUGGCGUGGGUCUGGGUUCAACACUCUCGUGGCGACGCGGCCACGUUGCCGCUCCGCCUCAUUCGCCAGCGAUCAGUCGGUUGCGCGACCUUCUUCAUGCUCGGGCUGAAUGGAGUCAUCUUUCUCGUCGUCUACUACGUCUCGAUCUGGUUCCAGGCUGUCAAAGAUGUAUCCGCACAGCAGUCAGGAAUUGAUUUCCUGGCUUCCUCAGCCUCCAUAUCCGUCGCUUCAUUGCUUUCGGGCAUCUUGGUGACCAAGAUCGGGUACUACGUCCCGCAGAUGUUGUUGAGUACAGCCCUUGUCUCCGCUUCUGUGGGCAUGAUGUACGCCUACGACCUCGGGACAUCGACCGUGUACUGGGCCGCUUCUCUCGUCAUGUUCGGCUUCGGCUCCGGAAUGGGCAUGCAGAUGCCUCUGACGGCCGUGCAAACGGUGCUCAAGGGCACUGACAUAGCUCUCGGCACAUCCGUCCUGCUCCUUGCGCAGAGCCUCAGCGGCGCCAUAUUCCUCUCCGUCGGCCAGAACCUCUUCGCGACGAAGUUAUUGGAGGAGCUGAAGAGCAGGGCCCCCGGCGUCGAUGCUACGGUCGUGGUCAACAAUGGCGCGUCCGGCCUGAAGGCGCUGGUCACGGAGAAGUACGGGGCAGAGGCGGCCACGGCGGUGCUGCAGGCUUACAAUAUUGCGCUCAGGCAAUGUUUCUUGGUUUGUGUCAUCUUGUCCUGUCUGACUAUUCUUAGUGGGUUGGGGACCGAGUGGAAGAGUGUGAAGGGCGAUCAGCAGCAGAAGGAUGGUGCGGAUGCGGAAAGCGGAGCGGAUGAGAAGACGGGAUAA
Molecule: messenger RNA, 1716 nt
Organism: Lasiodiplodia theobromae
Lineage: Eukaryota; Fungi; Ascomycota; Dothideomycetes; Botryosphaeriales; Botryosphaeriaceae
Product: MFS toxin efflux pump
Exons: 4
Coding region: 1-1716 (571 amino acids)
Biological process (GO): transmembrane transport
Molecular function (GO): transmembrane transporter activity
Source: RefSeq, a predicted model, not a curated record